GGGAGGGAGGGAGGGGUGUGAUGGCACCGACAGACUGUUCCUCUCUCCGGGCAAACGGCAGCUUGGUUUGCAACACGAGCCAACACAACUUCUUUGGGGAACGACUCCAAGAUACUCAGCCCUACUCGCCUCCGGCCACCGCCGGCAUCGCCACCGUCAUCAGCUCCAUCAUGGUGUUCACCAUCAUUGGGAACACACUCGUGGUCAUUGCUAUCCUGACCAGCAGGUCCUUGCAAGCCCCUCAGAAUCUCUUCCUGGUGUCCCUGGCUGCUGCAGAUAUCUUGGUGGCCACCUUGGUGAUGCCCUUUUCCUUGGCCAAUGAACUGAUGGGCUACUGGUAUUUCAAGAAGGUUUGGUGUGAGAUCUACUUGGCCAUUGAUGUCUUGUUCUGCACCUCCUCAAUUGUCCACCUGUGCGCUAUCAGCCUGGACAGGUAUUGGUCAGUCUCACAAGCCGUUGAGUACAACGCCAAGAGGACUCCGAGAAGGAUCAAAUGUGUCAUCUUGAUAGUCUGGCUCAUUGCUGCCGUGAUCUCAGUCCCUCCUUUGAUCUACAGGAACAAGGUGGUCGAGGAGGACAACUCAAUGUGUGAACUCAACGAUGAGAAAUGGUACAUCUUGUCUUCCUGCAUUGGCUCUUUUUUUGCCCCCUGCGUCAUAAUGAUUCUGGUCUAUAUAAAGAUCUACCUGAUUGCCAAGCAGAGGACCAGGCAACCACCGGGCAGUAGAGAGCUGGACCUGACCAGAGGGCAUAUUGCCAGGCACAAUGGGUCCGCUGAGAAAGGGCCACUUUCUGCCAACCCCCAUGACUGCCCAGAGGAGAGCAAGUGCAAGCACACGGACAGGAAAGGUGCCAAUAAUUCCUCCUCAAGCCAAGAAGACUGCUCAUCCAGCCAAGAGAAAGCACACAAACAGACCAAGCCCUCCACCUCUCCCAAGCUGACUGCGGUCAACUGGGAAGGUAGCCAUGCUCCAAGGGAGGUCCACUUAGUCAGGGGAGUCAAGCCUCUGACCCCGAAUGAGAUCAGGAAGAAGAUUAUGCAGAAUAGGGAGAAGCGCUUUACGUUCGUGCUAGCAGUGGUCAUUGGUGUGUUCGUCUUGUGCUGGUUCCCCUUUUUCUUUCUGUACAGUCUGACGGCCAUCUGCCCCAAGACUUGCAAGGUCCCACAUGCUAUCUUCAAGUUCUUCUUCUGGAUUGGAUAUUGCAAUAGCUCGCUCAACCCUGUCAUCUACACCAUCUUCAACCAGGAUUUCAGGAGAGCUUUCAAAAAGAUACUCUGCCGAAAGCACAAACCAUCCUUCUAUCAAGACUAAACCAGCAGCUGGUUAUAUACAGUAAUUCUGGAAGAAUUGGCAUGCAACUAUAAUAAUAAUAAUAAUCCUUUGCAUUCGAUCCAGCACCUUAUC
Molecule: messenger RNA, 1406 nt
Organism: Callorhinchus milii (elephant shark)
Lineage: Eukaryota; Metazoa; Chordata; Chondrichthyes; Chimaeriformes; Callorhinchidae
Product: alpha-2B adrenergic receptor
Exons: 1
Coding region: 21-1313 (430 amino acids)
Biological process (GO): platelet activation; adenylate cyclase-activating adrenergic receptor signaling pathway; regulation of vasoconstriction
Cellular component (GO): membrane
Molecular function (GO): alpha2-adrenergic receptor activity
Source: RefSeq, a predicted model, not a curated record